AGGAAGAGGAAGAAGAGGAGGGGAGAAGAAGAAGAGCCGCAGGAAGAGAGACUCAGGCUGAGAAGUGGCAGAUGCAGCCAUAGAUGAAAAGUUUUCUCCUGGUUGUCAACACACAGACACCUACACACACUAACACACACACAAACACACACACACACCUCAUCAUGGGCCAGCUGUUCUCCUCAGAUGAAGAGUGUUCUCAGGUGAAGGACGCCCUCGGCUCCCUCCUCUUCAGCGCCAUGUUGGAGGGCGGAGCUGUGCCCGACCUGGGAGUGGUGCACCCGCUCCUCUUGGCCAAUCAGCACGAGAGGUUCGACCCCCAGGACCGCCUCCAGCAGCAACUGAGAGAGCUGCAGGGCAACAUUGGGAGCCGGGCCCCCGUCUACCUGAGGGAUCUGAUUGGCAGAUUGACGACCUUCUCCGAUGAGCCGCGCCUGGCUGGGUUGGUGGGACUGGUGGUCACCAUGGUGAUGGAUAUGGCCUACACGUCAUCGAGACGGGCGUCGGGGGGGAAAGGGAAGUCAGCCGGGUCGGGCCAGAGGGUGGAGGAGCUGCAGGAGGUGAUGGAGGAGUACCUGAAGCGCUGCAGGAUCAACCUGAGCGACAGAGACAAGCUGAUCCAGGACGCCGUCCGCCUGGAGGGGCAGCUCAGCCUCAGCCUCACCCAGCUGAAGACCUGCCUGCUGGGGGGGGACUGUGACUCCAGGUCCCUGAGGCACUGGGCCAGUGCAGCAGCGUUCCACACCCAGAUGCUGGUUCACCUGGCCGGACUGGAAGGUGGGGGGGCGCCCCGGGCGGCGAGGGCGGCGCUGGAGCAGUACAAGGAGGACCUCACCCAGAUCAUACCUGCUUACAGGAGGUAUAAGUCCAACACAGUGAGUGUGGUGAAAUGUCGGGGGGGGCUGUCCGCGUCAUGUGACCCCUCCAGUGAGAUGCCAGAGGAGGGAUCCAUGACGGGCCUCACUGUGACGGACAGAGAGACGGGGAGGAGCGUGACGCUGCCUCUGUCCACCUUGGAGACAGAAGCAGGGAGAAGAAGGAGACCUGACGGUUCCUCUGUGACCUCCUCCAUGAACCUGGACCUGAUCACCUCAGAUCAAUACGCCCAGGCCUAUCUGGAGCGUCUGUUCUCUGAUGAGGGACCUGUGGCCGAGCUGCAGAGCUACUUCAACACAACCAGUGAACAUCUGCUAACAUCUCCUACAGAGCCGGCAGAGGGAGGACACGGAGAGCAGCGAGUGGACAGAGCCAGAGGUGAUAAACAAGAUGAGACUGAGAGGAGAGGAAGAGGAGAGAAGAUGAAGGAACUCGAUCAAACAGAUGAAAGUUUGCAACUGAGCAUCAGAGAGACGCAGCCGGAGGAAAGUCUCAGUCAGGGAGCGUCAAGCACAUAGAAGCAAUGGACACCGGCCAGCAGCCAUAUUACAAGAUGUCCGCUCGGCACUGAAGAGGAACUCAGAAACCUUUCAUCACUGGUGAAGCACAGGACUGAGGAAGAUGUAGAGGGGCUGAACGUGAGGCUGAGCGGAGGUGAGGAGCAGCUCGACUGCAAGAUGAUCAGCUCUGUCCACAUAUGAACCCAAACAACUGAAUAUUUAAUAAAUCAGUAUAUCUGGUAAAUCUUUAGAAGAUUUAAUAAUAAAAGUAUUUAUUUGUAAUGAA
Platichthys flesus (European flounder) is the source of this 1662-nucleotide messenger RNA. RefSeq lists its product as uncharacterized. The coding region runs from base 84 to 1394 and encodes 436 amino acids. The record is from RefSeq and is a predicted model, not a curated record. NCBI's taxonomy places the organism in Eukaryota, Metazoa, Chordata, Actinopteri, Pleuronectiformes, Pleuronectidae. The transcript has 7 exons.